UGCCGGCUCGCGCGGACGCCUCGCACGCUACCUUCGGAAGCAAGUGAGACGCAAAUACCUCCCCCGGGGGGCUAGAGUGAGAAGCAACAAGCGACGGCCGUUUCAACAGGUCGUUAUUGUAACUUCAACUAAAUGGUGUACCGCAGCGGCCAGGAACAUGUGUUACUUCAGCAUACUGUUGAUAAUAUUUGACUGUUACUAGUGAAGUGGUUGUGAGACAAAUCCGAAAUGCGGUCGCGUGGUGUUGUUGAAUUAGUACUAGUGGGAGUGCAGGUGUAUGGAAUUGUUUUAGUGACGGGGAUGUCGGAAGUAUGGGUGGAACUACGCGCACCGCGGUUUGUAGUGCAUCGCAACAGCGCGGUACUUAGAUGCGAACACAACGUUGACCCAGAGUCUCUAUAUAAGGUUGUGUUCUUCAAGAAUGGUCAGAGAAUAAUGAAGUUUGUUAGGGGGCGAGAUCCGCCUUAUGAGCCUUACAACUUCACGGGAGCAGAUAUCAACCUGUUCCAAUUGUCGCCUACUUCAAUAACGCUAGAGAGGAUGGAUUUCUCAGCAUCUGGACCCUACGCCUGCGAGAUAGCUUUAGAAACACCGUUAUACUCAAAAGUAUCUAAAAUACAUGAAUUGAGUGUUAUUGUUCGCCAGAAACACCGUCCGAAAAUAAAAAUAAGACACAAAAAGCUCUCGUCCAACGACCACCUGGAAGCGACGUGUCAGAGUGCCCCCGCUCACCCCGCACCCCACCUCACCUGGUUUAUAAAUAAUAUGAAGGUGGAUGAACGGUUGACGGUGCCUCACGGAACGGUGAACGUCCACCGUCACCAUCACGGGAUGCCACUUUCGGUCACCAAUUCUUCACUGCACUUCCCUCUCGCGACACUGCAGCUGUACCCCAAUCAAACUAUAGACAUAACAUGUUUGAGCACCAUUCCCAGCUACGCCAACUUAGGUGAAGGUUUUGCAGACGUUCAAAAUCAUACUGUUACUGUAAACGUGGUUCGCAUCGAGCCGACGCCCACGCAGUUACCAGUUAAAAUUGUUAGCGAGGAACUAAAUUCAUCGUGCCGAUGUACAAUUCACCGCUUAGUCCUAAUAGCAUUAUUAUUGGUGUGCCACUUUAGCUUCUAAUUCACUGGUGUUGUUUAAUUAAUACAAAACUCAAUAAUAUUGCCAUAUCCUAUUAUUGAGAAGGUAUGUAGAUUUUAGAAUUAUUCUUUUACUUUUCAAUUUUUUUUUAUUACUUUAUAAUUAGCAAAAUGUUUUCAGCAGUAUUAUUAAUUCAUAAUUUCUUUUAAAACCAAAGCCUUAUUUUGUUAUUAUUAUCGUAUAUCAUAUGUUCCAUAUUAAAAUAUAUAAAGGUGUGAGAGGGAGGCAAUGUAUUACUCUUUCAAUAAAAUAUUAAAUGUAUUAAUGUUUUUUUGAGCUUGAAAAAUAUGACAAAAUAGAAAUAUAAUUAAGUUUAUUGUCAAUUUACUAAUUGGUGAUGUUUUCAAUGUAAUUUUCUAGCAAAAAUAUAUUGCCAGAAAAUCAAAUUGUACCUAAAUGCAUUUAAACAAAAUAACUGUAUAUAAAUCUAUUUAUAAAUAUUGUUUUUGUAUUUCACCGGAUGUUUUAUAAGCCGCAAAACAUCUUAAUUAUUUUUUCUUGCAUACAAGGAAAAAUAAUCGAAAAAUUUAAUAGAUAUCAAUCUGUAAUAAAUCACUUAAAUAAUUAUGUUUGAUUAUAUACUCUAUAAUUAAAACUUCAGGAAAAUAUUAAUGAUGUAACUUUUCGAGAAAAUUAAUGACAAAAUUUGGCAACAAAAACGUUUAGAAAAAUAAAAAUAUUAUAUUGAUCAUUUUACUUUUAAUUUAAUGACAUAAGAUGAAUUGAAUCAUUUAAUAUUAUAAUCUUAUUUUUUAAUUAUUUUAAUAACAUUUAUAAUAAAAAAUAUUUUUAAAAUAUUUUACUUAUAAAAAAAGUUUAUUUAGUUAGUAACUAUACGAUGAGCUUCAAAACGCUUUUUUUAUCUCCUUUGUACAUUGACCUUUUACUUGUGUAUGCGCAAUAAUGAGACUGAAUUAGAAUGCUAGGGUUUUAUAAUUACCUAAUGUUGACAGCCCUAUAACCAGUUGCUAGAAACCUUUGUCCAUUAUAGUGUAAAUUUAGGCCAAAGCCUAAUAAAUUUAAGGAAGAAAUUGUUCCGUAAAUACAUGGACGAGUAUAUGAAAAAUUGGAAACAUAUUAAUAUAUCAAACUGUAAUAAAAUAUGAGAGGAAAGAUUUCUUUUUGUUUAAAAAAUCUAAACAAAGUGGUAUUUGUUUAAUUAUUUAUAAGUUUACUUGCUUCGUAAACAUUAUAAUUGUAUGAUUAUUUAGACAGAUAUCAAAUAUAAUGAUUACCUUUUUUCAUAAACAUUCAUUUUCUAUGUCAACAUUAAUCCCGACAUUACAGAAUACCUAACAGUAGUCAAAUAUUUGAACACGUUAUCUAGAAAUGAUGAAAAUAAAUAUUUGAAAAUUAAAACCUAAAUAUUAUACAGUAGGGAUUGAAAUAAUGGAAUGUGAAAUUAGUUUUAUACCUAUAUUCAAUAUUUAUUAUAUGUGGUAACAACAUAAAAUAAAUAUUUAAAUAAAACCAAAGAAUAGUAGGUAAAUUUAAUUAGAGAGUAGUAGUAUUUCGUGCGUUUCCGAAUAAAGUCUAUUUGAAUAGUUAAUAAAAAAAAAGAACAUAAAAUGAAAAAAUUAAUCAUUGAAUAUAAACAGUCAAUUGAAUAUCAUAGGAUAUUAUUAUUAGGUAAUAAAAUCUUCUCUUGAUGCAAUGUUCAUACUUGCAACUUCUUUAAACAACAGAACAUUUUUUAUUUUUUUUCAGUAGCUUUUUAUAUAUUACAGUUUUGUAUAUAUUGUGACAUUCAACUUCAUGAAAAGCUGCAGGCUAAAACUAGGUAUAGUUAUAAAUACUCUAUUAACGUAGUCCACACGUACAUUUUCUUCUGAAAUUUUACAUGACAUACUUAUCCAAAACUCACCACACGUGAUAUACAUUUUUAAUACCAUAUUUUCUGUACUCACUGUUAAUUUCUACCUGCGAAACAGCUUGAGUGUACAACGUAAUAAAGAAAUGUUUGAAGUACUUUUUAACUCUGAGCGUUUUAUAUAAUUUGAGCUUAUAAAAUGACCACGCUUCCCCUCGAUUUCUUAUUCUUAGAGUUGUGAAGGUCUAGUAGCUAUUUGAUUUUUUGAGUUACGUAAAUGGAAUUAAUCUAAUGAUUUUUAUUUUAUUAAAAAUAAUUUCUUUUUAUUAAAAAUAAUAAAAUUAUAACAUUAUAAUAAUUCAUUAUUGUUAUUAAAUUUCAUAUCCAAAAGUGAUAUUAUGAAAAAGGAAGCAAAAACUGAAUAUUUAUACAUACCGAAAUUCUAAAAGCUGAAAUUUAAACUGAUCUUUUAAUUAGGAAAUUCAUUUGAUAAAUGUAUGAAAUUUCAUAGUAUUUCAAAUAACGAAUUGCAAUAUUCGAUUCAGUUCAUUCGGCGGUGCUGACUAUGUGAGCACAUUGUAUCCAUCUUUUGCGGUACAAAUUUAUUUUAUAAACGUAUUAGUAAUAAAAUAAAUAAAUAACUCACCUCAUCAAUAUGUUUAUGUAUAUAAAUCAGUUAUUCUUAUUUUUAUAUCCAGUCCACGCGGUACUAUUUUCUUCGUAUUUCAUUGAUUUGAACCUUCUGGUGAAGCUAAGAAUUAUUCAUAUUCGCACAGCCGCGGGUUAGUAUAUUCAAAUCAUGUGCCGAAACAAAAAGUGCCUAAAAUUGUUUCGGGUCUUUAUGUGCUAUUCAUAUUGUGCUCAAUUUAUGACGAUAUGAUAAUAUCAUUUUUGAAACCUACAUAACAAUAAUAUCUAUUGCGAAGUAGGUGAUUUAUCAAAAUAAGUACAAUUUCAAUUUUUAUAUGUAGAAAUCUUGUUUUAUGAUAAAAUUAUAAAUGUUUUUAGUUGCAAAUGCCUUUAUUUAUUUUACACCGUUAUCAAAAUCGCUAGCUUCACAACCUACGUAAUUCAGCCAUUUAAAAUAGACUAUUGUUGUCAUUAAUAUUGCUUUUGCUUUUUAAGUAACGAAUACAAUAUAGUUAAUUUAUAGUUUUUUUUUUAUAAAGUUUAGGAGCAAUUAUGUAACAAAACAUAUCAUAAUUAGGAGUGAGUAUUUGUAAACAAUUUAUAAAUGUUGUGCAUCGGGAAAGCUUUUCGGCGAUUUGUUUACUAAGUGUUUGAAUUGAAUAUAUAUUUUUAUGAUAUCCGUGUUUCUGUGACAGUCCUGAGAUUUCGGGUACUGGCAGUUAAAUAAUCAUUUACCUAUAUAGAAAAAGUAUGAAUAAAAUUAAAUUACAUAUUUAUAUUAUCUAAAUCAAAAUGAUUGAUGCUUAAAGCAUAAAUUAGGAAAAUAUAUUUUAUGUCUAUUAAUCUAAGUAAAAUUGUGUAAGUGACGGAGUCUAAAGACAUAUGUACUUGUGCUCGUAACUGCAAAUGGCUUGGAAGAGACGCCAUUUAGAUAGCGGUAAAGUCGAGCAGAAGUUCCUCUAUAGAUAAAUUCAACACAUUAUCGAAAAUGACGAUAUGUUAAACAUAAAACCUGACAAAAUAACCUCUUGAUCACAGCUCUGAUGUAGCGCUAAUUUCACCCUUACAUUAUGAAACGACAUUGAUUAAUGUAGUUAAAUA
This is a messenger RNA of Galleria mellonella (greater wax moth), 4687 nucleotides long. RefSeq lists its product as uncharacterized. The transcript has 8 exons. NCBI's taxonomy places the organism in Eukaryota, Metazoa, Arthropoda, Insecta, Lepidoptera, Pyralidae. The record is from RefSeq and is a predicted model, not a curated record. The coding region runs from base 229 to 1128 and encodes 299 amino acids.